CAGUUUUCGCACCAUCGCAACAUCGCAACGUUUUAUGGAGCCUUCAUCAAAAAGAGCCUUUCGAGCAAGGAGGACCAACUCUGGCUGGUCAUGGAGUUCUGUGGUGCUGGUUCCGUCACUGAACUUAUCAAGGCUACCAAAGGUGAACGCAACAGUUUGAAGGAAGAUUGGAUAGCCUACAUAUCACGAGAGAUUUUGAGAGGGUUGUCCCAUCUGCACACCAACAAAGUCAUACACAGAGAUAUCAAGGGUCAAAAUGUUCUACUCACUGAUAAUGCUGAUGUUAAGUUAGUUGACUUUGGUGUAAGCGCUCAGCUGGACAAGACUAUGAGUAAGAGAAACACAUUCAUCGGAACACCAUAUUGGAUGGCUCCUGAAGUAAUAGCCUGUGACACAAAUCCCGGUGCAACUUAUGGCUUUAAGAGUGAUUUGUGGUCAUUGGGAAUUACUGCAAUAGAAAUGGCUGAAGGGAAACCACCCCUGAGUGACAUACAUCCAAUGCGAGCUCUCUUCCUCAUACCUCGAUAUCCACCCCCGAAACUGAGGCAGAAAAAAUGGUUGGUGGAUUUUGUAUCGUUCAUAACAGACUGUCUGAUCAAGGACCACAACUCGCGACCAUCCACCGACCAACUCCUCAAGCAUCCCUUCCUCAAGGAUCUUCCCACUGAAAAGCAGGUCAAAGUUCAAAUGAAGGAGCACAUUGACAAACACAGGAAGAGCAAACGACCUGAAGACAUAGAGACCGAAUAUGAAUACGACGCCAGUGAUAAUGAAGAAGAUAAUGCAAAGAAUGGUGGAGAGCCGAGUUCCGUGUUGCAGAUGCCAGGCGAGUCGACACUGAGGAGAAACUUCUUACAAAUCCAAGAAGGAGAAGGCAGAAAAACUCCCAACCCAUACGCCAUUCCACAAUCAGGUCCCUCGUUCAGUCCCUUGUCCAGGGCUCAGCCAGCCCCCGCUCUCCACAAUGCGAAGAAACCACAACAGCCACAACAACUACCGCAACAGUCGCAAGUUCAAAUUCAACAGCUACAACCACCUCCUUCGAAACAUCUACAGCAACCGCACCAUCAAGCACCUUUCAACAUGAACAACAAAUACCAGCCUCACGUUCUUCAACAGAAACAACAGCAGCCGUCGCAGAUACCGCAACUGCACCGGCAACAACAGUCUGCACCGUCACACGUUGGAAUGAACAUCACAUCCGACAACAAAAUCAUACCCAACAACAACAUCAACAACAACAAAAUAAUAAACAACAACAACAUUAUAACACGCAGUAGCAACAUACCAACACCCAGCGACAACAACAGUCGACUGUCGUCAGCCAAUCACGUCUUUGUCGUUGCUGAUUUGGAGGAGGAUGAUGAUGAAGAUUCUGAUGAAGAGUUGGCGCCUCUGCCAGAUGGAACCUUGCUGGCGUCAGCACCUCCCAGACCUCUGUUGGUGUUUGUGUUGGUCUCACCCAGCAGCUCGAACACUACCGACAACACAACCACAAAGACAACAAAUUCCUCUGGUUCAUCAUCUUCGAACAGCGGCAAGUUCAGAGCAGAUAAUUCCAGCCUGCCUGAUCUCAUAUCAAACAACAAACCAAAGCAGAAGAACAAAGAUGCAACUUCCAACGAUGCCAACACUGAGAAAAAUAUCGUUGAAACGCUGAAACACGCACACACACACACUCACCACACACAAACAAACACACACACACACACUGUCCAGGUGACGUCACUGAAUGAUUAUGCCCAGCAGCAGCAACCGCUCACAAAGAAACAAGGUUCAUCACGUUCCUUUCUUUCGUUUGGUUUCGGGGCCAAAGAACAAACGCCCGAUUCGCAGAGCAGAAAAAAUUCGAAAAUCAGCAUAAAUAUUCUGCCCAAUGGCAACAGCAGCAACAUGCCUGAGAUCCGCAAGUACAAGAAGAAAUUCAACACGGACAUCAACUGUGCUGCUCUGUGGGGCGUGAACUUGCUCAUCGGCACCGAGAAUGGGUUGAUGUUCCUCGAUAGAAGUGGACAAGGCGAAGUAUACACGUUGAUAUCUCGACGUCGUUUCCAGCAAAUUGAUGUGUUGGAAGGUCAGAACUUGCUGGUCAGCAUCUCCGGCAAGAGCAACAAAAUUCGAAUGUACUAUCUCUCCUGGCUCAAGUCGAAAAUUCUCAAAACAGAUCCUAAUGACAAGAAGGUGGGCUACACAAAUCUCGCACAUCUAGAGGGAUGCACUCAUUUUAAAAUCAUCAAAUACGAGCGAAUCAAGUUCUUAGUCGUUGGUCUUGCGGAUUGCAUAGAAAUAUUUGCAUGGGCUCCUAAACCUUACCUCAAGUUUAUGGCAUUCAAGUCUUUCAGUGGCCUAACGUACAAACCUCUGCUGGUUGACCUCACGGUUGAAGAGAGUCAGCGUCUCAAAGUGGUCUACGGCUCGUGUCAUGGCUUCCAUGGCAUCGACCUCGACACGUCCAGUAUUUUCAACAUUUUCAUGCCCAUGACGACACACACCAUAGUACCUCACGCCAUCAUCGUCAUACCUGGCUCCAAUGGCAUGUCACUGCUCCUUUGUUAUGACAAUGAUGGUGUUUAUGUUGAUACGUAUGGCAAAGUGGAGAAGAACUCUGUGCUGCAGUGGGGUGAACUGCCUAGUAGUGUUGCUUACAUAGGAACCAAUCAGAUCAUGGGCUGGGGACAGAAGGCCAUCGAGAUCAGAACACUGGACAGUGGCACUCUCGAUGGUGUCUUCAUGCACAAGAAGUCACAGAAACUCAAGUUCCUCUGCGAGAGAAAUGAUAAGGUGUUCUUCUCUUCAGUGCGUAGUGGUUCGGCCUCUCAGAUUUAUUUCAUGACUCUCAACAGACCUGCCGUCUCAGCUAACUGGUGAUCCUGUUGUUUAAUUCCAGUUGUUGAACUGAGAGGGGAUGCAUGACGUAACUGAUGACGUAAUUAAUGACGCCGAUUGCAUGACAUACCAUGACGCUACAUGACGCACGCUUUAGAGAUUGCUAGUAUUUGUUGUUUGUGUGUAAAUUUGGUGAUGAUUUCACGCUACUUUUCUUUUAAAAUUUU
Helobdella robusta is the source of this 3053-nucleotide messenger RNA. RefSeq lists its product as hypothetical. The record is from RefSeq and is a predicted model, not a curated record. Gene Ontology annotation, molecular function: protein kinase activity; ATP binding. The coding region runs from base 91 to 2868 and encodes 925 amino acids. The transcript has 24 exons. Lineage: Eukaryota; Metazoa; Annelida; Clitellata; Rhynchobdellida; Glossiphoniidae. Gene Ontology annotation, biological process: protein phosphorylation.